Lolium perenne is the source of this 1833-nucleotide messenger RNA. Its product is annotated as endoplasmic reticulum oxidoreductin-2. Gene Ontology annotation, biological process: protein folding in endoplasmic reticulum. The record is from RefSeq and is a predicted model, not a curated record. NCBI's taxonomy places the organism in Eukaryota, Viridiplantae, Streptophyta, Magnoliopsida, Poales, Poaceae. Gene Ontology annotation, cellular component: endoplasmic reticulum; endoplasmic reticulum membrane. Gene Ontology annotation, molecular function: FAD binding; protein-disulfide reductase activity; thiol oxidase activity.
GUGCCGUUCCGUUCAGAUCUCGCUUCUAGAAGCUUCCACGCCAGCGCGGGAUGGCCGAGGAGCCCGCUCCCGCUCCCGCCGCCGCCGGCGCUGACGCCGCGCGCUGGCGCCCGAGGCGGCGGGCGGCGGUCGCGGGGGCCCUCCUCGUGGCGCUCCUCGCCGUCGCCGUCAGCUCCCGCAGCUUCCCGGCCAUUUCCUCCUACUCGCGCGGCGGAGGCUGCGGCUGCCCCGGCGCGAGGAAGUACACCGGGAUGGUGGAGGACUGCUGCUGCGACUACGAGACCGUGGACGCCAUCAACGAGGAGGUGCUCAACCCCAUCCUGCAGGACCUCGUCGCUCUCCCCUUCUUCAGAUACUUCAAGGCUAAAUUGUGGUGUGACUGCCCGUUUUGGCCUGAUGAUGGAAUGUGUCGGCUUAGGGACUGUAGUGUCUGUGAGUGCCCAGAUAAUGAAUUCCCCGAACCAUUCAAGAAGCCUUACAGUGGCCUUUCUCCAGAAAAUAUGAUAUGUCAAGAAGGAAAACCAGAGGCCACUGUUGAUAGAACCCUUGACACCAAAGUUUUCAAGGGAUGGGUCGAAACAGAUAAUCCAUGGACAGCUGAUGAUGAGACGGAUAAUGCUGAGAUGACUUAUGUGAAUCUUCAACUAAAUCCUGAACGUUACACUGGUUAUACUGGUGAUUCAGCUAGAAGAAUAUGGGACUCUAUCUACAAAGAGAAUUGCCCAAGAUAUCCUUCAGAAGAUAUGUGCCAGGAGAAGAAGGCAUUGUACAAGCUAAUUUCGGGAUUGCACUCUUCAAUUUCUGUACACAUUGCAUCUGGUUAUCUUCUCGAUGAAUCUGCUAACGAAUGGGGACAUAAUCUUACUUUGUUGCAUGACCGUGUUCUGAAGUAUCCUGAGCGGGUCCAGAACCUGUACUUCACAUACCUGUUUGUACUUCGGGCAGUGACAAAGGCGGCAGAUUAUCUUGAGCAGGCUGAGUACAACACUGGCAAUCCUGUAGAGGACUUGAAAACACAAUCUUUAGUGAAGCAACUGCUUUACAAUGAGAAGUUAAGAUCUGCAUGCCCAUUACCAUUUGAUGAAGCGAAACUCUGGCAAGGUGAAAAUGGUCCCGAGCUAAAGCAGGAGAUUCAGAAGCAAUUUAGAAAUAUUAGUGCAAUUAUGGACUGUGUUGGAUGUGAGAAGUGCCGAUUAUGGGGAAAGCUCCAAGUUCUUGGUCUUGGAACUGCACUGAAGAUUUUGUUCUCUGUGGAUGGAGAGAACCAUUUGAAUCAACAGUUCCAACUGCAGCGAAAUGAGGUCAUUGCACUGGUAAAUCUUCUGAAUAGACUGUCAGAAUCUGUGAAAUUUGUACAUGAAAAAGGAUCAUCUACAGAGGAAAUCAUGAAACAGCAUAGCUCUUCAACUUCGCAGAAGGGUGCUUCCAAACUAAAUCUAAAACUGUAAGUGCUCUCCCUUACUCUUCAGGAGUAUGGAUUUUUACUAACUUUGUGGUCUGAUAACCCGCAUUCUUCAAUCUUUCUAUUUCUGCAGGUAUUCUGCAAAAAAGUAAGAGGGCUAGUUGUAUUUACACCUCCUUUUCUCCAUACUGGGAAAGUAGUGUACAUGAAGGGAGCAGCUUCCUAGAACAUUUUGCAGAUCCUAGACAGAAGAUAUACAGAAAGCUUCGGAAGCUAAACAAUGACAAGUUCAGUGGGGCAUCCUUUUCGAAUUUUGUAUAGUGUAUUUGGCAAUCCUCUGUUGUCCCGGAUUUCACCCCUUUCAAAUGGAAUUGCCCUUGGCAACUAGAGAAGCUAACAUGCAUUUGCUCUUUACUGUGUUUGACUGAUCA